Messenger RNA from Thermothelomyces thermophilus ATCC 42464, 1175 nucleotides. RefSeq lists its product as uncharacterized. Bases 269 to 1078 code for a protein of 269 amino acids. The record is from RefSeq and is a predicted model, not a curated record. Lineage: Eukaryota; Fungi; Ascomycota; Sordariomycetes; Sordariales; Chaetomiaceae. Gene Ontology annotation, cellular component: nucleus. Gene Ontology annotation, biological process: regulation of transcription by RNA polymerase II. The transcript has a single exon.
CUACGUCGUUAAACUGGCCCCCAUCUGUCACCACACAACAACUCGCCGUCUCAGGACAAGGCUUACGCCGUAACCAACCUUCACGACAACACAAAUACGCCAAAUCAAAGUCACACGCAACUCGAGAGAGCGCGUCCAACUCACGUCGCAGUGAGUUGGGCGUCUUCCAGUCAUGUUCAACAACGACGACGCUGUCCAAACCCCUUCCCUUCCCUCUCCCCAAGAGGACCUAGGGAAGUGGGCUUGGGUUGACGAUUUCACCCCUGCAAUGCUACCUCCAGAUUCUGGGUACUGCCAGGAUCUUGAACCCUUUGACACUCUCCAGCUCAACACUUAUAUGGCCGAACUCACAGAUCUAUCACGGGCUGGCGGGACUUUUCCCGUCGAUCCCUUUGCCGGCGCCGAGUCCAUGACGGGCACCUUUACCAGCGACCCGGGCGGCGACAUGUUCAUUGACCUCCUCAGCUCAGGACUCCCAGCCGACGCCGUCGGGCCGUACAACACCUACGCGACACCACAAAGCUCCGUCAGCAGCGGCAGUCCAACAACGCCGGUCUACGACGUCGGAUGCUUCCCCUGCCCUCAAAUCUACCAGCCAGACAUGGCUCCUCCCACGCCGGUCUCGCUGACGAGCGCCACGCCCGAGCCCAACACCUCCCCCAUCGCCUCCCCUUUCUCCCUCACUACGGGCGGCCGCGGCGCCAUCGACCCGAACACCACCCCGCAGCCCGCGCCCGGGGCCGAGCAGCAGCUCCUCACCUGCCCGGAACCAGAGUGCGGGGCCGUCUUUGCCGCGCAAGCACACCUGCGCAAGCACGCGCGCAAGCACCGCCCGCGCUUCCGCUGCCCCGUCGCCGGCGCGGGGUCGGGUUCGGGGUCGGGGGCGGGGGUGAUUACGCGGUGGUGCGCCGGCGGGUUCCCCGACUCGCGCACCCUGCGCCGCCACCUGUGGUCGCACCACGCCGCGUACGCGCGCGAGCACGGGGUGCCGUCCGAGCAGGCGCAGUGCCCGCUCUGUCCCUACAGCGGGAGGGCGGACAACCUGGCGAGGCAUAUGAAGCGGCAUGGGAGGCGGUGAGUUUUCCCCUCUUCCUGUCAAUGGGAGGGAAGGGUUAGGAGCGGAAAGGGCUCAAGGGUAAGGAACGGUAGAGAGGUUGAGCUGUGUAUAAAAAAAA